Molecule: messenger RNA, 966 nt
Organism: Myotis brandtii (Brandt's bat)
Lineage: Eukaryota; Metazoa; Chordata; Mammalia; Chiroptera; Vespertilionidae
Exons: 4
Coding region: 1-966 (321 amino acids)
Biological process (GO): translation
Cellular component (GO): cytosolic small ribosomal subunit; ribosome
Molecular function (GO): structural constituent of ribosome
Source: RefSeq, a predicted model, not a curated record
AUGGAUCCCAUGGGCAUUUGGCUUCACCCCUCGUCCAGAUGCAAGCAAGGUUUUUGGGUUCAAGCUUCUCUUAGCACUGUUUAUGUUCAUCAGCUUCUUUGGCGGUAUCCCAAGGAAAAGGCUCUCUUUUCUAGCUAUAUUGCCCUCUUGAGUCGGUGGCAUCUGAUUGAUGAUGUGACGGUCCAGCUUCCUUCUGGAAGGAAGCCUGGAAAUCCGUGUAGCCUGAAUGCACCCACUUCCCAGACCAUUUUCCUUCUGAGUCCUGGCCAUGAUGAUGAUGUGCCCUCUGCCCCAAACCUUCACCACCCUAUUGUCUGUGUCCAUGACAAGCAGUACAAGAAGGCCCACCUGGGCACGGCGCUGAAGGCCAACCCUUUCGGAGGCGCAUCCCAUGCGAAGGGGAUUGUGCUGGAAAAAGUGGGGGUUGAAGCCAAACAGCCCAAUUCUGCUGUCAGGAAGUGUGUCAGGGUCCAGCUGAUCAAGAACGGCAGAAAAAUCACAGCCUUUGUACCCAAUGAUGGUUGUUUGAAUUUUAUUGAGGAAAACGAUGAAGUUCUGGUUGCUGGAUUUGGUCGCAAAGGUCAUGCUGUUGGUGACAUUCCUGGAGUUUGCUUUAAGGUUGUCAAAGUAGCCAAUGUGUCUCUUUUGGCCUUAUACAAAGGCAAGAAGGAAAGACCAAUCUUGGUCUUCUACCAAGUUGAGGUGAAAAGGGAAAAUGGAAAGGGAUUUCUAAAAUAUCUAAGAAUAUGUGAGAGUAAAAUCUGCCUUCCAAUUUUUAAGAGGCGUAAGAUAGAUAACUGGUACACUGGCAUACAAGCUCUAGAGUCUGCCCUGGAAUUGGAGAACCAGUUAACCAAGCUCCUGCUAGACCUGAGGACCACAGCUACUGCCAACAAUGAAUAUGAUGUCUUAUGCUUCAUGGGAAAGCACCUGGAUGAGCAGGAGGAUAACACAAACCACCUGUAG